CGACGCUGGUGACAGUACCGCCACUGACGGUAGGCACAACUACGGUGAGCUUGCCGAGCUACGACCGACCGGAAUUAUCCGGGGUCCUUCAAGGCGUGGACAAUAUCCACCGCCUCCUGCUUACCAUCACCAUCAUCUGCACCAGCACCAUACCCAUCAGCCCUAUCAGAAGCAGAACCAUCAACAGCCGCCACCACCACACUAUCGGGUGACAUUUGACGAACGACCUUUAGUGCCGCACGAGAUGGAAUCGGUUGGCCAUCAUGUGGCGGUUCCAUUACGCGUCGGUGGCAAGAAGAUGCGCAAGCGGCGCGAACUAGACGCACUCGUGGCACACUCGCUAGCAAAAAGCUCCAAAGGUGGACGUCAUGCGGCCAGCAACGGAGUCGCAUCACACGAUCAACUCCUGUCAAACUCAACCGACGAACAGGAAGACUAUUCAUGGCAACCGAAGGUUCGCACACAGUCCCGCUGCCGAACGAAACGAUUCUCCUGCCUGCGUACCUGCGGUCCGCUACUGUUUGUGUCCUGCAUCUUUAUCUCGCUUGGCUUCAUGUACUGGCUGUACUUCGAUAUACGGCAGCAGAUAUCACAGUAUCGGAUCCGCAUCGAGCAAGUUUCAGCAACUAGUCAAAAUGUUCCAGAAGCACUGCAGAAAUGGCACGAAACGUCCAAAAACCUGGAACAAAACCAAACUGCACUCAAUGGCAAGCUGCGAGAGAUGCAGCAGGUGCUCACCAACUUCUUCGGCGAGCUCAAACAACUCCGCGAGUCGAUUGAGAAGAAGAACGAAAACUCACAGGAGGCACAGCUCAAUCGCUUACAGUCGAGUGUGGCCGAUCUGGGCUCCAACAUAGGGGAUUCGAAUUCUCGCAUUGGGUUGCUGGAAACCCGAUUCGACACGAUACAGGCCGACCAGAAGCAGCUUAACAAAACGCUCGACGAUUUGCAGAAACUAUUUAGCCGCAUUCAAAACAGCACCGUCGUGACGGAUAUUAUCGGUGGCGAUGGAAUGGCCAAGAGUAUGGAGAAAACGAUAGCCGAACUGCGCGAUCAGCUUACCGGCCAGCUAAACAAUCUUGCCCAAAACGUUACCGGCGAGCUGCUGGUGUUGAAGCAGAAAAAUCUAUGGCUCGAAUCGGACCUCAGCAAUCAAACGAAGCGCAUCGAGCAGCUGUUUGACAAUACGGUCAACAUUUCCUCUCACGUACUGUCGAUCGAAGCGGUUUGGCUGGAGGCACGCAAUAAUGCCAGCGCGCUAGAAGCGGACCGUAAGAUCAUUAACGAACAACUAGCUGCGUUGGCGAACGUUACGACCGGACUGCACGGUACGAUCGAGAAGGUGCAGGAAGAGUGCCAACAGUAUCACAGCAAGCUGGAUGAGAUGAAAGGGAAGCUCGGUGAGCUGCAGGACCAGAUACAGCAGAAUGCGGCCCGAAAGGAAGCAUCCAUACAUCGACCGGAUGAAGCAAACAGAACGGAACAGGUAAACCAGGGAAACAUGCCACCCUUACUGUCGCAAUUUUUCGAUGAACAGCAAACAGCCAGUACGGCGACGAGUGUACGCACCUCUGCCCCAUCCAAACCGACCCCUUCAUCAUCGAGCGCUAGCAGCAGUUCAACCGCUAGCACCACUACCACCACCACCACUGUACCUUCCCUAUCCAAGCUGGUGCUGUAUCCUGGUACGCUGGUACAACAGUUGACCACCACAACACCACAACCACCCAGCUCGCCUGGAGUGAUAAAACCGGCAGACAACGGAAGCAAAAAAUCAGAUGGACUUUUCGAUUCCGUCAUGUAA
This is a messenger RNA of Anopheles maculipalpis, 1804 nucleotides long. RefSeq lists its product as uncharacterized. The coding region runs from base 245 to 1804 and encodes 519 amino acids. The record is from RefSeq and is a predicted model, not a curated record. The transcript is spliced from 6 exons. Lineage: Eukaryota; Metazoa; Arthropoda; Insecta; Diptera; Culicidae.